GAGCGCAGGUUCUAGAUUCAUCGCCGCAGUUUAGACUCGUAAAAGCAGCGUUAUAUGACUGUUUCAAAUUUGCAGAAAAGAAACAGAGCCUAGCUGUGUCCUGAUGUCUGAACUCUGAGAUCAUUUCAGGAUUAUUGUGAGUACACCCUUGAACUUUCUCAAACAUGAAAAACACGACAGGUUAACGCGUGUUCGUGUCUAGAGCUAACUCCUGACCACGGCCGGAAAAUAAAGAGUUUGGACUUCAGUAGCGAUAAUAACGUCCUCUUCACACGCCAGGUUCCCUUAAAAAAUUUACAAAUUUACGAUUUUCUCUUACUCUGACUAGGUUACGAAUCUUUAAACACGUUUUUGAGUCCUCGGUAAACGUUUCUUGUUUGCGGCUCAAACUAAAAACUGAAAAAUUACACUCAACACUCAUUUCAAUAGGUAAAUAUGAACACAGCUCUCUGAAAUGCUCUGUAAAUUCCGAAAAUCAUCACUGUGGUUAACGAGGUACGACUACACUGAGUGUCGAAUAGCUCUGGAUUAACAGUAAUGCCUGCUAAACACACUUCUCUAGUACAGAGAUAUGUAACACUGAAAAUACUCACAAUCUGAAAAGGAACUGGUCAGUCAGAUUUCUCUCAUCCCACGUUCUUGCACACAUUGCAAAGUAAAACCAUAGUGAAACAGUCCAGAUAUGCUUCAGAGUUCACAGCUGUGGGUUCAUAUAAGGACUGCUUUAUUUAGGACUUUUUUUUAUUCUCUUCCUUGAAACAAUUAUAAAAUCGCAACUCUUUCAGAUGUCACAAUGGAAGCGGAGCUUAUUAUUAUUCUUGCAUUCAAAUACCAAACACAGACUGUAAUGAUCCCAAUAAGUUAAAACCCAUGUUUGAUAAAAUGCUGAUUCAGAAGUCAGUGAUAAGAAGGUUAAUUCACAUCUUCACCCCCAUCCUCGGUUUAUGUGCCAUUUCUUCAGCCCUUAUAGCAUCAAUGUUAAGAGCUGGCAGUUUUUCAAGAGUUUUUUUUUUUUAUUUUUUUUUUUACAUUUAACUAAAUUGACAAUUUUAAAAGUAAAUCAAUAAGAAACAAAAUUGUUGUUGAAAUCAGCAGUCUGCUGAAAUCAGCAUUUUCUAUAAAGGGACUUUGUGGAAGUUUGAAACGAAACUGACACUAACUCUUUAUGACCUUCAGAGGCUAUUUUUAAUGCUUCCAACUGUGUGGGGGAUGUGUCAGAUACCCACAGUGAGUGACAUAUUCUACCCUUUAAAAAAAACAGGGGGGAGGGUUUUGAUUGAAAGCAAUACUCUCACAUCGUUUGACAAGAAAUAGGACAUCUAAUUUUGUCCACAAGGGUUCCAAUGAUAACAACACAAACCGAAAGUUUCUUGUAGGAGCUUUACAAGAAGAGACUAGAUUAGUGAUUUCUUCCUAAAAAUGACCAUUUGGCAGUCUUUAUUAACAUUAAAAUCUAACAUAUUCAAAAAUGAGAAAAUACACUUGUGAAUUCUGUGUAUCAUUAGCUCCUAUUAGCAAUGUGUCCCCCUGCAAAGACUGAAAAGAAACCUUUAGAAAAUGCCAGCUAAAAUGAAUAAGACUUAUUACUAUCAUUUUAAAAGAAUGUGAUUUCUACAACACCUCUUACAUUUAAACAUUGUGAAUAUUUGUAUGCUAUUAUUAUGCAAGAGACACACAUUUUAUCAGGGACCCACUAAGUUCACCAUGGACCCACUGAAAUCACUCCCUGUGGGUCCUCAGGACUCACUGCAUCCAAAGUUAUGAGCAUCACUGCAGUAACCACUGAUAUGUAGGUUUACUUGCCAUUAGACUUGAAUCCACUGAGAGGUGCUGUUACACUAUAGACAUCAGUGCUUCAGCUUCCUGAGGUCUGAGCUUCAUCCUUUGUUACUAAGGUCAGUUAGAAAAUUGAACUGGUGUCCUUUUUUGCAGUUAAAAGAGGUGUUUUCAUUAAUGACAAUUUGUUUUUUUAGGGGAACGUUCAGAAUUUUACUACAAACAGUUUUUAUUCUAGAAACAAAUGCUGCUUUUUUUCCUGAAUUUGAAAUGGAGACUCAAGGAGUCUACCUUUUUACCUGUCCUUGGUUACAGUUACGUGUUGUUUAUGGACUCCCCAUCUCACAAUCUGCCAAGCUGAAGCGCUCAUGUGGUCUCUAAGGAACUGAGUUUGUAGGUUUUUUAUAGGUAGACAGGGACUCUGUGGAUCUGGUAGAGUUUGGUUAUUCAUUUCACCACACAGAGGAGUGGAGUCUGGCUAAUGACUCAGGGCCUUAAAAGAAAAUUAAGUUAGGGUCAAUCACACCAUAACACUGAGUUGGUUGCUUGCGUUGCAAAUCACAGAGGCCACUAGGCGCACCGUGAUCUUACUUUAGAACUUACCUUAGCAUGAUUUAUGAGCUGCUCCUCUCGAUCAGUCCAUGUGUUCUGCCUUGCUUCUUCAUGCAUGUUUCCAAGAUCAUGCUGCUUUCAGGGAGACAUGCAGUGACCUGCCAACCAGAUACCCUUUGGCUGGUGCAGCGAAAUGCCACAGCGAACGCUGCAUCAUCUGCCCAGCAUCCCUUGUCUUACUUGUGUCUCACAAUUGGUUGUGUGGCACUGACUCUCUCACUGAUAUAUGGUACGGAUAUUAUUUAUGUUAACAAUCAUUGUAACCAUGAGUAAGGUGGGCACUUGAUAAGGGAGGCAGCUGAGCCACCAUGACCCUCCAGACCGUAGCUCUCUGUGCUGUAAUGGCAUUGCAGUAUUCACGGUCGAGCAACAAUGUCUGAUACAGGAGUAAGAUCGACUUUUUAAAGCUUUUAUAGCCGGAGACAUUUCAUGUAACACACGGAAUUUUUAAGUGUGCUCUUAAUCUUUGUCCCUGAUAAAAGACUCUUUCUGUGUGUGUGUGUGUGUGUGUGUGUGUGUGUGUGUGUGUGUGUGUGUGUGUGUGUGUGUGUAGGCUGCAGACAUGCUGACCUGUGAUAUCUGUGCAGAGGACUUCCUGUUGGAGGAGGACCUGAAGACUCACCUCCUGCUGAGCCAUGAGGAGAAUGCCAUGAGCUGUCCUCUCUGCCCACUCAGUGGAGUGUCUUAUGAUGAGCUCUGCUUCCAUGUUAGCUCUGCCCACCCCGAGGAACAGAGGCCGACACAGUCCAGAUCUGAGUUCCCAGAAGAGCAGAAUCUGAAUCAGUUUCGAUGUGCAUCAGGCAGCUCUGGAGGAACAAACGCAGAGGACACAGAGGACGCAGAGUCCUCAUUGUCUAGGUCCUGCAGUAUGGAAGGAGCUGUUGCAGGUGUUAACACAGACUCAGUUGAAACAGGAGGUGUGUGCCCUUCACCUGGAGGGACUGCACCUGUCUCUGUAUCACCACAGAAACCUAAAACCAGAACAGAGUUCUCCUUAUCCAGCAAAGCAAAAAAGAAGCGCCUGUCUUCACCCAGAAAAGGUAAUUCAGCUUGUUUGCUGUGAAUGUUUUUACCCUGACUGAUAUAAAAGCUAAAAAAACAGAGUGUAUGGGCAGGAGAAGACCUGGAACAACAUACUUCUGGAGGAUUCAGUAUUUAAACAUCAGUCUGUGUCCUCUGACCUGAUCCAUAGUCUGUAUUUACAGAUCAUCUGCAGCUGUCAUGCCCACUGUGUGCUCUGGUCUGCAGUAACAGCUUUAUCCUGCAGGAGCAUGUAGAGCUGCACCUGAUUGAGCAGAGAUCACCUGAAGGUAAAUCUCUGCCUCUGACAUCUACAUCUUUACAGCCAUUCACAGGAUAGUUAGAUAUUUAUGAGAAGACAGAAGUGAAUACCAAGUCUUAGGGGUUAGAGAUAGGAGGGACAUUUUUCGAUGUUAGAGGAGGAAGCAGCUUGAUAUCUUAGUCCCUCUAACUCGACUUAAACAUCUGACAUGACGGUUAUGAGUUUACUGACGGAUGAUUGUUUGUUCAGGUGCAUCACAGGAGGCCGGAUCACCAGCUGUGAAAUCAUCUUUAUCAAGUGGCAGCCCCUCAGGUGAGUCUCCCCCCUCAGAACUCUAGUCACUCAAGUCAACUGAAUCAAAACUACUUUAUGAAUCCUUCUAGAGCAGGUUUUGUCCAAAUAAACAAAGACCUGGUCAGAGAACAAUAAAUUAUCCAUUAGAGCCUCACAAUACACAAUCUCAUGACACUGCCACAGCUGAUGGGGCAUCUCUGAAUGUAACAGACCAUUUUCUUCAUUAUGUCUACAAAGAGCCACAUCAAGAUAAGAUGGGAUAGAGUCUCAUCUAGUGAGACCAGAUCCACUCUGAUCCACCAUGGGAGAAACUCUUUACAGCAUGUAUCAAAUUAGAGAGGAAGAACUUCUUUUAACAGGCAGAAACCUCGAGCAGAACCAGAAUCAUGUUAGACAGUCAUCUGCUGAGACUGAACUGGGUUUAGAGAGGGAGAUGAAGAAAGAGAGACAAACAACAACACUACCUAUAGAUGUUUGUUCAUAGUGAUAGAUAAUGGAACAAGUAUGUGAACUAUUUUGACAGGAACAGCAUGAUAAUGAUAACAGACUGAUCAGAGUUUGAUUUAUGCAACAUGCAAGUCAACAGGUCUAUAGUAAUCACACAGCAGCGACAGCAUUAAUAACACUGGAAGAUUGAAUCUCAUUGUGUUUGAGUGAACAACACUGUUUCAAUACUAAGUGUCAGAGGUCGUAUUAGAUAUGGAAGGUUAUGUGACUGAAGCUGUGAAUAUCACAGGAGAUUAGGGUUGAAAAUGUCAAUUUUUUAACUGCCAAUGCUGACUAUUACAGAGCAGUCCAGUUCGAGGCUGAUAUAUAAAACCCAGUUACCUUCUUAUCUUGCUUUGGAUAAAAUCUGACAGUUAAACAAUUUCCAUGACAGCUAUUAUUUCAUGCAUAUAACAAUCUAUUGUAUGUGGUUUUUCUGCUGCAUGUUUCAGGUGAAUUUUAAGUAACUUCCUGGAAUAGAAAAAUGUAUAAAGCAAUGCUGUAGCAUGGUUGAGAACAUAGAUGCUCAUGACAGAGGCAACAUUUAACCCAAUCAUUCUAAAUGUCAUGACAUAAAAACACAGAGUCAACAGACAGAGAGGAGUUUAAAUUAUACCGUCAAAAGUGUGAAUCCGAUCUAAAGUUUAGGUCCAAGUCUGUCCAGGGGAGUUUCCAACCAGCCUCUGUCUUAUUAUUUCAGAAGGAAGAAGGUUCGAGUGCCCCCUGUGCUCCCUGCUUUGCACUGACAGCUUCUCUCUUCAGGAACAUGUGGAGCUGCAUUUAGACCAUGGAGCAGCAGCACUCUCUUCAGGUGAUUAUAUAUGCAUAUCUGUGUCAUGCAUCACUCACCCUGACAUACCUGUGGAACUCCUCCCUGUUACCUGUGCUGCUGCAGGAGGCCCUGGCUCUGACCUGGAGCUGGCCCAACGGCUGCAGGAAGAAGAGGAGCAGAGGAGGAAGCAGGAGGAGGCGUGGCAGGAAAGGGAGGAGUUUAAGAAGCUGCAGGUAAGGAUUCUGCUUCAUUUUAGCCAGUAUGAGCCUGUAGGGCUUGGUAACUGUGCUGUGUUUGCUGUCGCAGAGAGUAAUACUUACUGUAGGCAGAGUCUUAUGUAACAUACACAUGAACAGACAGAAGUGUAGCUUUCACUGAAGGAGAUGAUUCUUGUCGACAAUAGGGGGUCUGCUAUGUUCAAACCUACCUUUAAGUUUCCAGGUUCCAUCAAAACUCACUAACCUCUUAACUUAACUUUGUGUGUGUGUGCGUGCGUGCGUGCGUGCGUGCGCGCGUGUGUGUGCGCGGAUGUAGAGGCAGUUUGGUGUGGACAGCAGCGGGGGAUACAGCAGACAGAUGGAGAGGACGAUGGAGCGGGCGGUGGCUCGAGGCCUCAUGGACCCUGCAGAGUUCCACAGUAAGAGGGCAGAGAUAAAGGAGUCUCUGGCUUCAGGGAUGGAUGACGGCAGGACCAGGACUUGCGGUGCGUCAGUGUGUUUCUGACACACACACACACACACUGGUGCUUGAUAAAGAUCUGACAGAAGAAUGAAUGAAUGACGGUUUAAUAAACCUAGAGUAACUCAACCCUGCCCUAGUCAGGAACCACAUUGAGCAAAAUAUUUUUGAUAGAGCCACAAUGAAAAAGAAAACACUUUCUUUCUCUCUUUCUUACCCAAAAACAACUUUCAUUUUUUUGUGUCCUUUUUUUAAAAAGUCUCUUUGUUUAUCUGUAAACUUUUCACAUCAGAGAUAAAUGCAUUCAUUUGAAUGUAUUUAACACAUGACAAAUUGCUGUAGUAGCUGCUUCACCAUAGGAUGAAACAUUGCACAUUGCUCUAAUUGCCCUUCAAAACAUAAAAAUGGGCCUUUAAGAUGCUCCUCUACAAUAUCAAAUCAAAAGUGCUAGAUGCUAGAUGAUCUUCUAUUAUGUAAAAUAAAGUUUGUAAAUUGUUAAAAAGUUGCUAUCUUGAUGCUGCUGUAACGACCAGCGUAGGGGAUACUGGAGGUCACAUAAAAAGUUUGACCACUCCGCCGUCACUCUCAAGGUGACACAGCACAAAACGACCGAAACAGGAUUUGCAGUCUAAAACAAUCAGUUUUUAUUGUUCUUUUUAUUUUUAUUAAUUUUUUUAUUUACAAAUAACUCAUGAAAUACCUCAGGGAGAGGAAGCAAAAACAAACAGUUACAAAAAAACCUCUCUUAUAAAUCAAAAUACCUUACCUGACAUCUACGAUAAAAAUAAAACAUAUACAAACCUAAAUUUGACUCGCUACUCAAAAACAGGAAAAAACAAGGGCUAACUCUCCCCUACAUAUACCAACUGCUUUUAACAACACAAGAACCCUCUAAGAUCCUUUAAUAACACCAAUCCAAAAUCACACAAUAUAACUCAACUAAACGAUGGCUCGAAGGAGAGUCGGUGUCCCUGCUCCUGCAGCCGAGUUUAAAAUGCAGCCCAUCAGCUCUCUGCCAAUCAUGCGCCUCCACUCCACAGCAGUCCUCCAAUGCGUGUCUGGUGCGUCUUUACCAUAGACUGUAUAUAGAAUGGACAGCGUCUGCCUCCUUGCUGGGUAAAGCCACUCCGAGAACAGCACCCUCUGUUGAUGGGCUGCAGUAUACGUCAUAAAUCCCGCCUCCGCCAGCAAAGCUUAUGGGGCUGUGGACCAACUUUAUAAAUUUAUUACACAGAACAUAAAUUUUUCUCCUCCCCGCUUGCGAUGUUGACAUGUAGUUAUUGUAAGACUGGUUUGUGCCCAAGUCCUCUUUUUUCUGUGCAGCUCCGUUUUUAAAAGUUAUUAGGGGGUUCAUGUUUUCUAUGAUUGACACCUGAUACAGCCUAUGGGCGUUGAGGGAUUGAGUAGCUCUCCCGGGGGAUACGCUGUUUGAGCCGAGCGUCAUCUGAAAUAUGUGUUAAUUGUCGUGAAGAACAUUUCUUUCACACCCUCACUUUUAAAUACUUCAGUUACAAACUGGUUUACAUCAGUCCCCUAAAUUUGAACAUUGAAGUUGGGGCUGUAUGGACAUAUACCUCAGACAUGCCUGGUGUCAGGAGAGGUUUUGAUGAUGAAGGAAGUUUUCACCAAAGAUACUCCCAGUGUGUGAGUAGUAAAUCAGUGCAGUAGCGGGAUUAGCAGGGGAGGAUAUAGUUGCUCAGAUUUAUUGUGUGACAAAUCAUGCAAGUUCUAAAACCAGCCUAUAUACAGUUAAAAUGAAGGAGAGAUAAAUCAAACAUUUAGAUCCGAAUGGGCUCACAAUUACACAGCGUGUGUCUGUCCUCUGUUUUCAUUCCUCAGUAUCAUGUUCACAUCAUGUUCAUCUCUUAGUCUCUCUAUUUGACUUCAUGUUUCACUCUGAGCCUGUUCUGCUGCAUUCUCCUCAUUUAUUAAAUGUUUGUAAAUCUGCACAGUCAUAAAGGGAGGGGCUGUGUGUGUGUGUAGGUGUGUGUGUGUUCACAUGGUCACAUGGGCUUUAUUCAGCUGCUUAUACAAACUCCUGUCAGCUCAGCUCAUUAUUCAGAAACAGAGGGAUGUGUGUCAGGUUAAUAUACGGGUGUUAAAUCCAUGCUGAAGAAACUAUAACCUGAUAUCUGACCUCUGACUUCACAUAAGCCUGUUACCUUUGACAUAACAAGUUCUUAUCACUCAACAAAGAAUCAGGCCACAUAGUGUUCCCUACAUUCAUUUUUUGCUGUCAUCUUGUUGGAGCUCUUUUUCUACCAUAUUAUCUUUGAGCUUUUUGCAGACGAUGAAGAUGGAGAUUAUGAUUAAGGCUAUAGAAGGUUGUAGUGAAGCCUCUGGAUGGUUAACACAGACCAAGCACUGCACUUCUGAAAAAAUUAAAGAGAACUCUAAAAUCACACAUCUCAGGAUCUGAUAAAUAAAAAUUUGAGUUGAAAAUCUUCAGUGACAUAGUGUGACUCCUCUAGGACAAAUUAAUGAAAGAAUGAGAAAUAUAAAUCAAAACUAAUAACUUAUGGAGGGCUGGAUUCACAGUUGAGAUCACAGACUGAUCCAACUUCAGUACAUUUUCUGUACACAAUUCAUAAUGUGGCUUUGUAGUAUGUAUGAAUAAUUUACAUUUACUGUACCUGCAAUACAUGAAUGUAACUACAGUGAAUCUGAAGAACUAUGUAACUGUGCCUGUUCGCAAUAGAACUAAGAUACGCUGGUCACAGAAAGAAUUCAGAGCCCCGUAAACUGUUCACUCUUUGCUAAUUUUUCAUUUUGCUAAAAUCAUUGAAGUCUUCAACUCAUCAGUGGACACACAGCAGCCCAUUUUGACAGAAAAACACUGAAUUGUAGACAUUAUGUUCAAAAAUGAUAAAGAAGAAAAACUGAAAUAUCAAAUGCUCACAAGUUUUCAGACCCUUUACUCAGUAUUGACCCUUCUGAGCCAAUACAGAAAUGAGUCUUCUUGGGAAUGAUUAAACAAGUUUUUGACAUCUGGAUUGGGGCAUCCUCUGCCAUUCUUCUUCACUUUCCUCAGGUUGAAUGGUGAACGUUGAUUGACAGCAGACCUCCAGGAGGUCUCUCCAGAGAUGCGCCAGUUUAAAAGUAGGGUUGGAAAUUAUGGCAAACUAGCAUGAAUUUGAAUGUAGCAUUUCCUUAGUACUUGGUCUCCCCCCCUCCCCUUGGAGCUCCUCCAAAAACAACGCCCAUGCUCACAUGCACGAGUGCUGCUGUCUGCUGAUUCAGAACCACAGACUCAAAACUUUGGGACUUUAGAUUGGGAAGUCUUUGCACAGCAGGGACAAAGAAGGUAACGUUAGCAUCAAGAAGACAACAUAACUAGCAACAUGGCUAAAUACUUGAUCAAGAUUAAAAAUCGCCCUGAAACAAACCCUCAAUAUACCUUUCCAACAGAAAAUGAGUGACCAUGGCAUCACUUUUAAAGCCCUUGACCUCUUUGAGUUCUCUCCAUCACUAAAAGGCUGUCCCAGUGUUGACUUUAAUUUUUGCCCUUGCUUUCUCCAAACUCUGUCUUGCUUCGGCCUUCUCUGCCUCCGUCUUUGUUUCUUGCUCUUUUUUGCAGGAGGAGCGGUCCCCAUUAAUCUGGGUAUAGGUAUUUUCUCUGCCAUUCUCUAACGUAGCUGUAUCCCUCAGCUCAGCUAUGUGCAUUGAAUUAGGGCCAGUGCAAGCUGGCGACAUUUGCGUGCAAUAUGCGAGCACAGGAUUUGAUUGGUUUAGAAAUGUGGGACCCACACGAUGUGAUUGGUUGGUGUUUUCCAGGUUUUACUCCUGCUGUAGAUAGCGGCUAUGUUUCACUGUUUUUUAAGAACACAUCAUGUAUUGAUUGCCAUUGGAGUAUAAAGAUCAUUUUAACCAGAAUAACAAAAACUGUAUCUAAAUCAGAUUAUCAACCCUACCUUUAAGUCAAGGCUCUGGCUGGGACAUUCAAGAACAGUCACAGAGAUGAUCCUUAGCCACCUUUGUAAUUUUAGCUGUGUGCUUAGGGUCACUGUCUUGUUGGAAGGUGAGGCUACAGCCCACUCUGAGAUCCUGAGCACUCUGAAAAGGUUUUCUUCCAGGAUAUCUCUGUAGUUGGCCGUAUUCAUCUUUCCUUCAAUUGUAACCAGUCGUUCUUUUCCUACAGCUGAAAAACACUCCCCCAGUCCACUACUGCCACAACUAUACCUCACUGUUGGGCUUGUAUUGGACAGGUGAUGAGAGGUGCCUGGUUUUCUCUCCACACACUGCUUUAAAUUAAGGCCGAAAAGUUUAAUCUGGUCUCACCAGGCCAGCGAAUCGUAUUUCUCAUAGUCUAGGAGUCUUUCAAGUGUUUUUUUGUCAAACUCUAUGCAGGCUUUCGCGUGUCUUACACAGAGGAGAGGCCAGCCUCCAAUAGAGGUGUAGAACCAUCUAAAGAAUGAUCAGAAGCAAUGGACAGCACCUGAGUUAAAUAUAUGAGUGUCCAUAUGAGACCGGGUUGGAGUGUCACAGCAAAGGGUCUGCAAACUUGUGACCAUUUGAUAUUUCAGUCUUUGUUCUUUAAGAACUGUGUGUACACUGAUAAGGAAAAAAAAUCAACUUAAAUGAUUUGCGCAAUUGUCUGCAAAUUAACAAAGAGUGAAAAAUGAAAGGAGCUGUGAAUACUGUCUGUACCCAAUGUAGAGGAGGGUUUUAGAAAUGUCUCGUUUCAUAGUAAGAAUCAAUAAUCUGGAUCUGGGGUCAAUCAGCUGUAUUUGUAAAUUUUAUCACAGGUCUUUGCAAAGAGAGGAGAAACAACAACAGAGAGUGUGUUUACAGUCUGAGUUACUGAAUCUCACUGAGGCAGGUCUCAAUGACUAAUACUAAACAUUUGUGAUACACGAUUACCUUAUUAUAUUUCUUAUGUCCUUAUACCACAGAUAGUGAGGGGUAAUUUCUAUAUAAUUUAUAAUAUAUUCUAAAUCGUAGAUAUUGGUUAUCUUUUAUCAAGGAUUAUAAGUGGCCUAAGGUUGUGUAACCCAGGCUGCUUUGCAGAGACCAAAACUAUCUGUCAAAACACUUAAGGCUAAUUUCCAGGAAAUCUAAGAAUAAUCCGAACAACGGAGGAAUUUCAGAGCGCAGAGACAUGUCCUUGGACGACCUCCCGGUGAUUAGAUAUAUGUCAUGCACGCACACACACACACACACACACACACACACACACACACACACACACACACACACACACACACACACACACACACACACACACGCAAUACAUGUAUGAGGGGUGCACUUGUGUUGUGCACAAGUAACAUAAUCAUUGUAUUUGGAUACACACCCAGCAGCAUAACAGUGUGUGAGAGAGAGAAGCCUGGGGCUCCUCUCCUUUGGUUUGGUCAAGACUCUGUUUGUUCUCUGUACUGAUUUCUACAAUCAAGAGGCCCAGGCUGCUCUUCAGAUCUUAUCCUGUCUCCUAUGCAUUGUUUUGCUGUAUACCAUCAGUGUUUUCCACAACAAUAGACAGACGCGUUGUUUUGGCAGAAAUGAUAGUUCCCAGUGCAGUUAUAGACUAAAGCUGGUUUUAUGAGCUGACACAACUGUCAGGUAGUUACAAGGUAAUGCUUGACUUCUUAACGCUGUAAUUAUUUCUCAGCAGCUCCUAAUCAUGAUCUCAUAAACAUGUAAAAUAUUCCAAUAAAAAGCACUACCACAGAGACGUACGGUGCCUAAUGGAACAAAGGGAGAAUAUUUCAUUCUUGAACAGUAAUUACCCGUGAUAACCUGUUUGAUGAUUUUCAGAACAUGCACACAGGUGUGAGUCUGAUGUUGGCCUUCUCUUUCAACUUGUUUCCAGGUGUGAUCAGAGCAUUGUAUGAGUACUAUCAGACAGACUGCAGAGACUGCAUCCAUGUGUGGCUGAGCGCUGAAACAGAUCACUUCUGCUCCUCGACGGGGGAUAAAGGCUGGGGCUGCGGCUACAGAAACUUCCAGAUGAUCCUGUCCUCUCUGCACAGAAUUGACACGUACGCCCCUGUCCUGCAGGGUGAGCACACACCUGAUAUGACUGCUGCACCUUUUACCAACACUCUCUGUGUUUGAUUAACCUGAAGGCUCUUUUAGAAAUCAUGUAGUGUAUUGAAGAGGUGAAUGUAGCAUCCACAUCAUCACUGGUCAGUUUGUAGGCCUCUGUCGUUUAAGCAUUGAGCUCCUCCAUAUCUGCUUGUUUCAAAAUACGGGGGUCAGUUAGGGGGUGAAACUCAACUUGAUUUGUUCCUUAUUGUUGACCCCCUCCUCCAUCAAAACACCCGCCAGUCUCUUGCUAACACAAAGUCAAACUUUAAUAGAGUGAACUCAGGGUUAGAGAUGGGCGAUAUGGGGUAAAAAAUCACAAUAAGAUUUGCCAUUCUGGUAGUAACGAUAAAAGUCCCAAUAAAAAAAAUUAUAAUUCCAAUCUAUAUUUUUGACUCAUUUUGUCUUGAGAACACCAGUUGUAGUAGUCAAAUAAGAUACUUAACCACAAGUUUAAGUGGUAGGGUAUGGAGAAAACUAAUGACAUCAUACAAGUCUAAAAAAUGAAAACAUUUUCAACAUUUGUUGUGAACUCUUAUUGCACAGAGUGAACAGCAGCAGAUCGACUGUCCAAUAUCAGGCAUACCUGAUUGCACUCAUUGAAACCUCAAUCUUAAAGGAAAUCCCUCAUGUGGAGCCUUGUUCAGUAACAAGCUGCUCAGAAACGUCUUCUUCAUUACCUUCGGCCAUGUUUGUUUGUUAUUUUGCUCUGUGUGCGCUAUGGAGUCCGUCGCUCACUCUUGCGUCAUCAACUUGCAUUUGUUGUAUUUAUCAUGAGAUGGCAAAUAUUUAUUAUGUAAGAUUUUUCUGACGAUAUAUCAUGUAUGAUAAUUUAAUUUCAUUCCAUCGCUACUCAGGGGAAACUGGGUAAUUUCAAAUGCUGGUCACUUUAACCAUAAACUCUACCACAGUGACAGUCAAUCUGUUUUUGUAUUUUUUUCACAAAUGUGAGUGGGCCUGUGUGUUUGCAAACACUUCUCCCCUUUGAACCCAUAAUUAAUAGAUAUUAAAUUACAAACAGAUAUUAAAACACACAGAAAUCUGCCUCUGGAUCAGCAGCUUCGAUGAACCUUGAAACGAUGAUGAGGUUGUCAUCAAUGUCUCUCCUGUGCUCUGGCAUGUCACUUGGCUGUUUACCAAUGAAUGUUUAAGGUCUGUGUCUUGUUUAUUCGUGGGUGUGAUAAAGGGAAGGGUGGGGAUUACCAGUGGACUGACAGUAUUUGUGACUCCACAGAAACACCAGUCCAAAGGUGCUUAUUAUGAGCAGGCUUGGCACUGAGAAUUCAGUGGGUUUGCCUGUGUGGUCAGCUCUGGAGAGAAAGUUGUCCCAAAGGAGACUCUAGCAGGCAGUUCUGACCACCACCACAAAGGUGUGGAGGUAUUCUUUGAAAGAUGACUCACUUUCAAUGUGGGUGGUGAACACGUUGUGCCGGAGGCAUUGUUCUUCUCUUUCCAUUAAAGCAAACAGACAUGCCCUGUAAACCUGAAUUUGGACAGGUGUCUGGAGCAUUGGCAGUCUGACAUGAUGUCCUGUCCCCUCUUAGAGAUAUAGGUAAUUAUAUUUUAAUGUCUCAGUACAGAAAGUGCUAAAUUAGCUUAACAGUUGAAAAAUUGUAUAAAUCGCAAUAUAUUGUAAUCAAGUUGACCAAUCAGAAUUUUGGUCGACUCAGCAGAUAUUGACCAAUAAGUCGACCAGUAGACAAGGACUUUACAGCCCCACAAUACUCACUGUAUUGCAAAAUGUUAAAAAUAGCAAUAAUAUUGAAUCGUGGCCCAAUUAUUAUGAUAAUAUCAUAACAUGGAGCUACUGGUGAUUCCCACCCCUACUACAUGAGGCACUAACUGUCAACAAACUCUGACACUAUACUGUUAGGUAAAAAAAAAAAGUAUAAAAGUUUCGAUUAUUUUUUCAACACUAAUCCAUUUCAAUAUGUUGUCAGGCUCUCAAUUUAACAAACUAAGCUUGCCAGGGACAAAAACUUCUAGAGGACAAACUUGGAUGUAUCAGGGAUUAUGUUGCAUGUAUUACAAACCGUUUACCUUCUGCAGGAGGAAGAAAUCUGCCUCACACACUGGGGGGGUGUUUGUAGUUCUUUUGACCUCGAACAGAAACCCAGCCCAAAUCAAAACAAAUACAAGUCCCUUCUCUGUACUUUCCUUCAGGUGAUUGGUUUAUGAUUGAAGCCUGAUGAACACACAGAUCUGUCCUAACAUUCCUGCUCCACCUUCAUACUUUGAAGUGUAUGUGUCAGUCAACUCUCUCUCACUCCAGCUACACUGGAGAUCUCUGACUGUGGUUGUAUUUGUGCACACAGAAAGCCCAGCGUCUGUGUGUGGUAGGUGUGUACUCAGCGUAAAUAAAGACACUUGGACUUGACUGUGGGGUGUGUCUGAUGACAGUGCUGCUCACACUGAGCACAUCAUGUCUUGUGCUUGUUCUCAGUUCUGGUCUGGUGACACUGUUGUUGUUCCAGCGAUCACUAUCACUCUGUGUUCCUCAGCUCUGUACACAGGAACAACAUGCAGCAAGAUUUACCAUCCUGAUGACUGCAAAGCUUACCGCUGCCCGCACUCACUGCAGCUACAUGAGACAUAAUGUUCUUAUCUGUACCAACAUGCAUACAGAGUCAAGAGAUGAUAGAGAGCAACAAAAGGCAGGACAUAUGUGCCAUGAUUUCAUGCUGUAAAAGGGUGUCAGAAAGUGAGGGGCUGACAGUGAAUGAAACUGUGUGAGUGGUUCAGUGUGUCUUUCAGUGGUCUGUUCUUGUUAUUCCCCCCUGCAGAGAGGACAGUCCCCAGCAUCCCACAAGUACAGAGGAUGAUUGAGGAGGCGUGGAGGGAGGGGAUGGACGCUCAAGGUGCUUUACACUUCGACCACCGUCUGCAAGGGACCCGAGCGUGGAUCGGAGCCACAGAGAUCUACAGCCUGCUCACAUCUCUGAGCAUCAGGUGAGAAUAAAAGCUGCUCUGACUGCACAGCGCAUCCUCAGGCUGCAGCGUGCAACACAAACAGACCCGCUACUGUAGUGACUGACAGCAGUGAGCAAACCAAAGGGCAGAACCUUUUCAAGCUGCUGUCUUUGAAGGCGAACAAAGGAGUGGAAUGUGUUUCCUUCCUCUGAAGAUGUUCACAAAGCUUGUUCUAUUAACAGCUGGAAUUACAAAUUACAGAAAUUACAAACCUGUCCAGCUGACAGUCUGAUUCUGCUUCUCUGCCUUCUUCCAGCACAUUCCUCCAUCUCCGACUGCUUUAUUGAUAAUGACUGUUCUUGUAAACCCAGAAUCUUUUUCUUACAAAUACACUUAAGGAGUGCUAAAGUUUUUGUUUUUUUUAUCAGCUCUAGACUUCUGAAUGCUUCUAAUAAUUUACAGCAGUAAAAAGUUCCCAUUAUCUGGAAGUGUUCUUCACAGCUGAGGCCAAAGAGACUCAUUCCUACAGCACAGUGAAAGUGAAAGGUGGAGAGACAUGGGAACAGAACUGCUCAAAGUGCUGCUGACCGUAAGGUCUCAGUGCGCUACAUAGACACAGGAGUCGAUUUCCACCUUGAGCUGCUCCCUGUUUACUGUCUGUACUCUUCAAUAAAGGCCUAAAGCCCCAAAAUAAGUCUUUGUGACAACCCAGAGCUGGUUUAAAGUGCUCACAUAAACAUGUCAGGCAAGUAGGUGGUAAUAUUGCACUUCAUAAAAAAACACUAUUGCCAAAAUUGAAAUCAACACAGUUCACAAAGUUUCUGACAGACAAAGAGUAGCCACACGUAGCUAACAUACACAGUGGAACAGAGGUAAUUACAGUGCUAAUGUCAGUAACAAAUGUCCAUGAUACAUUAAAAGGUAGAAGCCCAAAGCUCCUUGUUCCAGUCUACCAAAGUCCUGUUCAUCAAGCAGAACACCUACAGCCAGAUGUAUCUUCCUUCAAGUUUUUCAACAUCCCAGUGCAGCCGGUUCAUUUAGCUUCAACUCUUACUGUGGUUAAUUGGAAGAAAAUGAAAAUGAACUACAUCACUGCACUGGGGUCAUUAUUUCAGCCUCCCCCAAAACUGUCACUGUCCACAUGAACACAGAGAAUAAAGGUUUUGAAACCAGCAGUAACACUUAGAAUUGAGUGCCGAGUGAAAGCCGAACCAGAGGGACAGACACACCAAGGGAUGCAUGUUUUUUAAUCUAUGCUUUCAGACAUCCGUGAAAUCAAACUCCAAAUACUGAACAGUUGGAGGCACAGUUUUAUUUUAGAUGUAUGUUGCACAAGAGAAAACUCUGAAGAUUUCUACAUCAUGCUGUUAUAGAAACAAAGCUCAACAGAUGACAUAUAGCAGGGAAAGUUCAGAGGACAGAGCAAACACAGCGCAGCUACCAUCUGACAUGGUGGCCUAACUAACAAAUCGAGUUUUUCCUCUUUAAAUUCCAUUAAUGUAGGGAUCUGUUUGUUUUCUGCAUUGCAUACAUCUAAAAUACGAAGAUGUUGUUUCAGUCAGGUCAACUUGUCCUCUUAUGUGGAGUUUCAUAAUCAAGCUUCAGUCAUAAGUGGUUAAGAAGGGUCAUGCAGCGUCACAGAGAGGAACCCCCUCAGAGAGAGAGAGAGAGAGAGCUUUCAUAGGAGGAGGAUUUCUUAACCACAAUCUCUCUCCACACACACACACACACACACACACACACACACACACACACACACACACACACACACACACACACAGGGAUUUAACCCCAUGGGAAACAGGAGUCUCUGCUCUGCGAGUUACUUCUUCGUUUUUGGAAAAGCAAAAGUCAGACUCGGAUAAAACAAACAGUUCCUAAAACUUUUUAAACCUUUUGUAAUCUCUCCUUUUUAAAAGGACUUUUUUUCCAGUGAUUUAAACUUUCAGAUCUGAAAGGUCCAGAUUCAAAGAUUUUUUUUUUUUUUUUAAUUUAAACCAUAGACUGUAUAUACCAUGGACAACUUGGUUCCGACUACCGCCUGUACACGGAUUUGAAGCCAAAAAGCUCUCUGUAUUUCCGGGAUUUUUCUUCAUUUCCUGAAACCAGCGCUGUGCAGUAGUGAUGCGCGCAUUCGGCCGUGCAGUCGCCGAGAGUCCCUGUGAUGACGCUCGGCUCAAACAGCGUAUCCCCUGGGAGAGCUACGCAAUCCCUGAAUGCCAAUAGGCUGUAUCACGUGUCAAUCAUAGAAAACAUGAACCCCUAAUAACUUUUAAAAACGGAGCUUCACAGAAAAAAAAGGAGUUGAGCACAAACCAGUCUUACUGUAACUACAUGUCAACAUCACAAGCAGGGGGGAGAAAAAAUAAUAUUCUGUGUAAUAAAUUUCUAAAGUUUGUCCACAGCCCCAUAAGCUUUGCUGGCGGAGGCGGGAUUUAUGACCUAUACUGCAGACUCUGUCCAUUCUAUAUACAGUCUAUGAUUUAAACACAAAGUUAUGGUUUCACUUCUGUUACACUGUAUAAAUCUGCUGUGUUUGUGUUUACAGUGCUCAUAUUGUGGACUUCCACAAGCCCACUGGCCCCGGUGACACUCACCCUCGCCUGUUUGAGUGGGUGAAGCAGUACUUCAGUCAGUCAAGCAGCAACAAACUGCCCCCUCGCCUGGUCCAGACCUCCCUGCCUCCCCUUUACCUGCAGCACCAAGGUGAGGAACAACACCUGAAAUUGACCUUUUUCAGUCUGCGCAUAUUUCCAGCACUGGUGAAUCAAAUCUGCUGCCUGGAAAUGUCUGUAAAGUUUUUGAUUCACAGAGAUAUGCUGUAAGGAGGACAGGCAAAGAGAAUGAAUAGAGAAUGGAUAGAUGAUAGCCUUGUGAUCCAGAAUUUUUAUGGUCCUGGUUCAGGUCAUAGCCGCUCCAUCAUUGGUUUGGAGCAGAAGAAGAAUGGGUCUCUUUGCCUGUUGCUGCUGGACCCAGCCUCUACCGUGUCAGAAGCCAGGAAGUUGCUGAGCAGAGACUCGGUAGGCUCUGCCCUCAGAUGCGUCAGGAAGUUCAGCAGUGGUCUGAAGCACACUCAGUAUCAGGUGGUGGCGCUGCAGGGCGUUCUUUCAGCAGAGGAAAAACAGGUGAGUGAGGCUAAACUAUGACCUUCUCCAAGACAAAGCGAGUUUAUUUCUACGAAACAUUUCAGGAACAAAGCAAAAGGAAAGAAGCACUGAAAAAUUCGAAGGUCACUGAAAGGCUUUGCAGCAAAGUAGAUGAAUUAAACCUUCAGGAAUUUUUUCUCUCAGCUUUAUCAAAAAUAGGUAGUCCUAUUUGAGCAAGCAAUGCCUUUUUGAAAUGAUCCAUUCAGGCUUUGAAAAGGUUACUGAAUAUUUCUCUUUUGUUGGAUGGAAUGACUUUAAUCUGUCUCUGGACCACAAUUUAUUUUAUUUUAUUUAUUUUACUCGCAGUCCUCUGCCUUUGUAUUUGGUACCCACCCCACCCCCCACAUUGACCAUCUCUCGCUCUUUGUCUCAGACCCUCUCUGCCUUUUGCUCUGUCUCAGCUCAGUCAAUUUGGUCAGAUUUCUAGAUAUAAUUGAAACUUAAACAAAAGUGAGUUGUUUCCCGUCAAUAAUGAAGUACAAAAAUUAAUCCCUUUAAAAAUAAAAAACAAUAUUUUCUCCUACCUGAGCAUCUCAGUAAGUUGAAAGUACAAAGAGCCAUUAUUUAGAGUGAGGAUUAUAACCCUCUUGAGCCAGACUGCACAGACAUCAAUUCAGUGGUCACCUCUGUCCAUGCCCCUGUUGGGAAGUGUCAGCUUAGUCAAUAUGAUCCUCCAUCCAAAACAUUUGUACUGGUGGUUUACCUUCUCACUCAAGUUUGUGUGUGUGUUUGUUUGCACAGACUGAAAGAAUGUGAAACAGGUUUAACUGUGUGUAUCUGAACGCGCUCUAUAUGUGUUUUCAGAUCAGCAUCUUAAAUUCCAGGACACUGUGUGCAGAAAGGAUCCCAUGAAGAAGAAGGAACCUCUUCCUCCUCAUCUCUUCUCUUUGUGUGACUGUGAACAAGCAUUUUAAUAUUUAAUGUGUUUAAUGUAAUUUUGUAAGUUGUUUUCUUAAAUAAACAUGGUUUUCUUCA
This is a messenger RNA of Xyrichtys novacula (pearly razorfish), 18955 nucleotides long. NCBI's taxonomy places the organism in Eukaryota, Metazoa, Chordata, Actinopteri, Labriformes, Labridae. The record is from the annotation of a GenBank genome assembly.